This is a messenger RNA of Papilio machaon (common yellow swallowtail), 1494 nucleotides long. It is a transcript of the gene Lsd-2, whose product is annotated as lipid storage droplets surface-binding protein 2. Gene Ontology annotation, biological process: lipid storage; positive regulation of triglyceride storage. NCBI's taxonomy places the organism in Eukaryota, Metazoa, Arthropoda, Insecta, Lepidoptera, Papilionidae. Bases 366 to 1316 code for a protein of 316 amino acids. The transcript has 6 exons. Gene Ontology annotation, cellular component: lipid droplet; cytosol. The record is from RefSeq and is a predicted model, not a curated record.
AACACUAUAUUUAAAAUAAAAUGUCGACGUAAAAUACAUACUUCGACCAUACGUGGUGAUUCAAGAGGGCAAUUCGUAGUGUUCACAGAUCAAAGUCCAAUUUACAAGAAAUAUUCUACAAACAGUGGGUAUAAUUUAGUCAGUGGUUGCGCUAUCAAGUAAACGAGUGAGCGACAAGAGUGCGUAAUUUGCAGCUCGGCUAUCGGUUCGGUCGGCAACGGCUUCAGUUAGCGACAGACAUUUGCCAGUGAUAUCAGCACUCAACAACACAAGAAUAUUUCUUAAUUUUAUUCAAUAAAAUAUAUAUUGCACAUUACUAGUGUGUUCCAUUUGGUAGUUGAGCAGAGAAAUCGGCCAGUUUAAAUAUGGCAAUGGAAGUGGGUACAUCACCGACUGCACUGUCCCAGUUGCAAUCAGUGCAAAAGGCCAUGGCAUUGCCCACAGUGGGUGCAGCUGUGGGGCAAGUUGGCGCAUUCUAUACCAGAGUUAAGGGUGCCCACUCUUUGUUAGAAUGGGUGUUAUCAACUGCAGAAGCCAGCGUAUCCCUAGCCGCGGCGACUGCAGCACCGUACGUGGCCAGCCCCUUGGCCGCUGGAGAUGCGAAGGUGGCCGCCGUCAUCGAUGAGCUCGGUCGUCGCGUGCCCAUUGUCAACGAACAGCCCAAGGUCAUUGUGGAGACGACAAAACAAGCUGUCAUAGCGAAGUUAUCGCCGCAUGUUAAUAAGGUGUUUGUUGCUCGUGCGGCGGCGGAGCAGCGAGUUCACUCGCUAAAGGAGCUAUCGUGGGCGAAGGCUAACGCGCUGCUGAGCACGGCGUAUGGCCAGCGCGCACUGCACAGUGUCGAUGCAGGCGCAUGCUACGCCAUGAAGCUGCUAGACCAGUACCUGCCGCCUGUUGAACCUCAGCCCGACCACAUCGGUCAGUCUUUGCCUUUUACACAACGUGAGAUAGUGGAGGCAGAGCGAGAUCCCGCACUGCACACAGUGCAGACAGUGGGGAGGCUGAGUGCGGUGGCUGCGCGUCGUGUCUGGGCCAAUCUCGCAGCACGCGUCAAUCAUCUCAGAGCUAAUGGUAUAGAAUUAGAUGUACGUCGUUAUAUAACAGCAUUACUUGCUGCGGUACAUCUCGCUACAGUCACCAGCGAGCAGCAGGAGAGAGAGCGAGAAACAGAGGAUGACAAGCCUCGCCCAGCUGAUCCUGCGCCUUCUGCACACGCCCAACCCGCGCCCACCACUCCCACCGCGCCCACAACCACCACUAAAGUUAAAUCCACCCCUGAAGCUAAAUCCACUAAACCAGAGGAUUCGGAACAAUAGUUUUUUUAUUAUACUAACUGCUUCACUCACAGUCGUCACUAAGGGACUGUGUGUGUGGCAAUUUAUUAUUAUGUUAGUAAUUAAGUACACCACAUAGAACAUACUAAAUCUUGUAUGUACAUUGUUCUGGUGUUUUUUAUUGUAAGGGAAUAUAAUCGCAUAUUUAUAAAAUGUACUG